This is a messenger RNA of Peromyscus eremicus (cactus mouse), 822 nucleotides long. Its product is annotated as zinc finger protein 844-like. The record is from RefSeq and is a predicted model, not a curated record. The annotation marks the transcript as partial. Lineage: Eukaryota; Metazoa; Chordata; Mammalia; Rodentia; Cricetidae. The transcript is spliced from 5 exons. Gene Ontology annotation, biological process: regulation of DNA-templated transcription.
AUGGCCAAGCAGGGAAACCAUGACUUGGUGAGUGAAGGGCUGCUAUCUCCAGAUGGACUGGAGAUGAUGAGGCGUGGGAUCCAGUGUGAUUUAUUAAAGCAGUUUAAACUGGAGCCAUUCAGGUUUUUGGAAGAUGAAUACAGAACUGGAGUGAAUGCCGAACUCUUUGUAGGAUCUUCAAAUGCAGUGACCUAUAAUGAUGUACAUGUUGACAUCACUCAGAAAGAGUGGGCAUUGAUGGAUCCUUCACAGAGGAAUCUCUACAAAGAUGUGAUGGUGGAGACCUAUAUGAACCUCACAGCUAUAGGCAUGAAAGACCUCAUACUACAGAGAAAUCCUAUGAAUAUAUUCGGUGUGGUAAAGCCCUUGUACGUCAUAAUCAUCCUCAAAGAAAUGAAGAAACACAUACUGGAGAGAAAUCCUAUGAAUAUAAUCAAUGUAGUAAAACCUUUUCACAACACAGUCAUCUUCAAAUACAUGAAAGAACACAUACUGGAGAGAAACACUAUGAAUGUAAAGAAUGUAGUAAAGCCUUUGAACAGCUCAGUCAUCUUCAAGAACAUAAAAGAGCACAUACUGGAGAGAAACCCUAUGAAUGUAAUCAGUGUGGUAAAGCCUUUGCUCAUAACAGUGCCCUUCAAUUGCAUGAAAGAACACAUACUAGAGAGAAACCCUAUGAAUGUAAUCAGUGUGGCAGAGCUUUUGCUCAACACAUUACUCUUCAAAGGCAUGAAAGAACACAUACUGGAGAGAAACCCUAUCAAUGUAAUCAUUGUGGUAAAGCCUUUGCACAGCUCAGGCAUCUUAAUGGACAUAAAAGAA